UGUACCAAAAUGGCGUCCAAUAAGAAAAAACAAGAUGAAAAACACCUUAAAAACCUCAGAGAAAUGGUGGCUCUUCCACAUAACAAGCAGUGCUUUGACUGCCACCAACGUGGACCUACAUAUAUUAAUAUGACAAUAGGAGCAUAUGUUUGCACAGCUUGUAGUGGGCUACUACGAGGCUUAAACCCCCCACACAGGGUCAAGUCAAUUUCAAUGGCCAGUUUUACACCAGACGAAAUGGAGUUUCUUAAAACACAUGGAAAUGAAUACUGCAGAAAGGUAUGGCUAGGACUGUAUGACAAUAGACUAGGAAGCCAGUCAGAAUCCAGAGAUGAAUCAAAAGUCAAGGACUUCAUGUCACAGAAAUACGAGCGGAAGCGUUACUAUGUCGCUCCUACGGAGAGCAUGAAGGAAGAGGCUAGGCAAAUGAACGAGUCUGCCAUACCUAAAACCCCUGGUACAAGGCCAUUGAAGUCUCUUCUAGGCAAUGGAGCACCAAAAUUAGUAGUCGGGACUCAACAGGCAAAGGCACCAGUCCAUCCCAGGGCUACAAUAUCUGCCACACCCCCACCAAUUAGCUCCACCCCCCAGAGCCCAGGUGGUCUGAGUGUCCAGUCAUCUCGAUCUGCAGGCUCCUCAGCCAUGGGUGAUUUAUUGGGCGAUAUUGGGAGUGACCCAUUCAGUAGCUCUAGCACACCCUCACAGACUCCCGCAGGUGGAGGGUUUGCAGACUUUGGUAACUUUGGCAACACCAGUAGCUCCCAACCAGCAGCUUUCUCACAGAGCACCCCCCUUCAGCCAUUCGGCAACACCCCGCAGACAUCCCAGCCGGCCUUUAAUGGGUUUCCCCCAGCAGCCUCGAGCUCCCAGCCAGCUGGUCAACCUGCCCCAGCUGCGCCCCUGGGUGGGGACAAAUACUCAAAUCUCUCAGACCUCUUUAGCGUGGCUUCCACGGCGGAGAGUACAAGUUCUUCCGGUUGGGGCUCAUCUUUAAGCUCUGGUGGUGGAGUAAACUGGAGCAGCCCAGCUAGUGGUUCCGGUGGUUUAAACUGGGGAGGUGAUAGUACCAGCAGUACCAGCACAGGUGGAGGAGUGAGCUGGAACAGCCAACCCAGCCAGCCUGCAGCCAGUUCCAGCAGUGGCAUGAGUUGGGGAGGUGGUAUGACAACAACAUCAUCAUCGUGGGGUGGGCCUCAAUCUACAGCACAAACAAGCGGACUCGGAGUUCCGGGAAACCCAUUCGUCGCUUCCAGCGCUGCCAAUCCAUUUGGAGGAGGAAGCAGUACAUCUCUUACUACCCAGGGUGCACAACAAACAGCCAACCCAUUCGGAGUGACCGGCCCUGUUUCGACAGGUGCAGGGGGAGGAUUUGGCAAUUUUGGGACCCCUGGAGCCCCUCAGCAGGCUGGAGGAACAUUUGGGGGAUUCGGAGCCCCAGCUACAUCAACCAACGCAGGCUUUGGGCAGUUUGGUGCACAAAAUGGGGGAUUUGGUGCUACAACUUCAGCAGGGGGUUUCCCUGGGGCUCAGACAGGUCAUCCAGGGGCAGGGGGAUUUCCCACUGCAGGUCAAGGAACACACGCAUUUGGGGGUCAGGGUUUUCCCCAAGGGCAGGCAGGGUUUGGGCAGCAGCCUCAGGGCCAGGCAGGGUUCGGACAAAUACCACAAGGCCAGGCAGGGUUUGGACAAACACCGCAGGGACAGGGAGGUUUUGGCGGCCAGGGUUUUGGGGCUCCCCAACACCAGCAAGGAUUUGGGACCACCCAGCAAGGAUUUGGGGCUCCUCAACCCCAGCAGCAGGGUUUCAGCCAGAUGGCAGGAGCAGGAUUUGGGGCCCAACAUGGGGCUACGCAAGGAUGGGGCCAGGCACCAGCUUCCUCACAGGCUAACCCUUUCAUGUCAACAGCCCAGCAAUACUCAGCACCAAAGACAGGAGCAACAAACCCUUUCUUAUGAUAUUAGUGACCUUAAAUAUUUAGAAUACCUGUUGAUUAAAUAUAAGGAAGUGUGAGAAUCACCUUAUUGCUUGUCUGUUACUGUAUUAAGUAAGCAUUGGUGAUAGAUAUAGAUACAUAUGGACAAAGGCCAUUUCAAGUGUCUUUUACCGUUCGCCAUGGUUUGAGAAACGGGCUAAGAAUAAGGUAAUAAGGAUGGUAAAAAUUGAGAGAAUUGAACAAAGAGCCUGUAAUGUUCCAGGUGACAAAUAAUUGAAAUAAGGUGGUACUGUGCCAAUACAGGAACCAUAUUUGGAGCCCUAUCAUCCAUGAGUGAAAUAAAACAAUAACAAAACUGUGAACUAUUAAAUCAACGUCAGAAAUAUAAUAGAAAUUUUACUGUUGACUUAACAGAUGGAUCCAACUAUUAUUUUUAAAAUAGAUACUAUUACUUCUUAGAAAUAUUGUUAUGUAAAGGAAUAAUCAUACCAUACAUUUGUUCGUAACAUUUUAACAUGUUGUUAUUGCCUUUGUAAGUUUAAGGUUAAACAUUUUUCUUUAAAAAAGUACAAAAAUAUUUUGUUUGCUUUAUACAGAGUAGUUAAAUGUGAGCAAAAAAUCAGAUUGCAUGAUGGAUACAUGAUGGUGUUGAGUUUUAAAUAUUGACUUUGGUUCCCUGCAAGUGCAACAUAAUGGUAGGGUCACUAGGGUGGUAACUUACUACAUCAUAACAGGGGUUCUGAAGUUCAGGAUUCAUCCGGAAAUCUGGAUUGAGAGCUUCUGACUCCGGGCCAUUAUACAGUUAAGCUUUUUGCCAGGUCAUUUGCAUCACAAAUGGAGAAUUUUGAAAUUAACACCAAUUACUUCAAAAAUAAUUUCAAUAGUGGUCUUAGCCCCAAGCCCCGUUACCCUGCGUUGGGCUAUUUUAUCAUUGAAAUUGACAAUGAUAUGUUAGAUAUUUCAAUCAGAAAUUAUUACAAGUAUUAUAUUAAAACAUAAUCAUACACAAAUAUUGCAGAUAUCUUGAUAUUUUAGUUGUAAUACGAAGCACAUUGUUAAGUACAUUACACAUUAUGCAUGUCUCAUUUGUGAAACAAUUCAUGAACAUUUAAUUCAUGGGUAUUAUAUAUCAAAUAUAUAAACAUGCACACAAAAUGUUCAUUAUUAUUGCAUGUACAGUAUAUCUUAAUUAUGUAAUUUCACUUGAGGCAUUAUUUCCGAGGAUUGACAAUUACAGAAAAGUUGAUUUACCGGUAUAUUUCUUUAUACCAUAUUUGUCCUUAUAGACAACUAGAACAUGUGUAAAUUUACACACUAAGUGCUAAUUAUUAACCCAAAUGGCCAAAAAAAUCUAUAAAAUCAAUUAUCAAAAAUUUGUAACAGUUAUUUCAUUUAUAUUAACUGAAAUAUUACAAUUUUUCUUUCGAAAUUUCUCAUUAUUAAGUUUUUGAUAUCCAAACAGAUGUAUUAUGAUAUUAGACAUUACAUAAUUUCCUAUUUCAUAACAUGAUAAAAAGCAGUUCAUUUUUAUGCAUUUUUAGUGAUGCAUCCACAUAUAGUUCAUGAAUAACACUCUUUUGUUAAUAUGUGCUUGUAUUGUAUGGUCGAUGUUUCAGGCACAUGAGAAAAAUAUCAGCACUUCAACAGCUUCCAAUAGACCAGAUUCAAGCAAAAAUAACCUUCAUAAUUUUCAUUUUAAAUCUUAACAAAAGUGCCACGGAGCGAAGGCAAACGCUUGUCUGUUUUUUAGUUAUACAAGAGGCAUAGCUUGAAGUAAGUGCGGUUGUUUUGUUUUCGCGCCAAAAAUAGCACGGAAUCAACCUUACCUAGUAUGUCCUGGGGUUUGAGGGGCUUUGCCAUAUCCUGGGUUAUUGCUAUUCUCUACUUAUUUGUAUUGUCACUGGUAACUUGUGUACAAUGUUCUUAUUUUCCGCUGCAUCUGUCAUCAAUUGGGCAUAAAUUGGACAUAUUUUCAGUAUGAACAGAUAAAAAUUAUUUCUCAUUAUUUCAUAAUAUUAUUUUUGAAAACAUGAAAACAUCCCAUUUGUCUACAUGUUAAAUAUCUUUUAUAAUGUGAAUGCAGCACAUACAAAAAAAUAACUUGAUUAAAAAUAUUGCAAUAGAAUUGGUAUAUGCCUAUGUCAUUAUAAUUGCAAUUGGCUAUUUUUGCUUGAAUUUGAUCUUUCAGUGUAUUGUUAUGUUUAAUUCAGUAUUUAUUGGUGAAUACUAAUUUAUAUAAUGCUUGCCAUGAACAAAUUUAUUGUUUCAUGUUUUAUGUUGUUGCAGGUAAUUUCAAAAUUUUGUAAUGUGUUGACAAACGGCCGUUUUAUUAAGAGUCCUAGGAGUUUCUUCAGCCUUGUGCAGAACUGUUGAUAAUAUCUCAUAUGUAUGAAAUUACUCCAAAGAUUCUUGAUGAAGUUACUCCUAGGAUUUUUGGUGAAGUUACUCCUAAGAUUCUAGGUGAAAUCACUCCUAAGAUUGUUGGUGGAAAUCACUUCUAAGAUUUUAGGUGAAAUUACUCAUAGGAUUCUAGGUGAAAAUACUCCUACAAUUCUUGGUGAAAUAACUCCUAAGAUUAUUGGUGAAGUAUCUCCUUUGAUUCUAGGUGAAAUUACUCCUAAGAGUGUAGGUGAAAUUACUCCUAGGAUUUUUGGUAAAAUCACUCCUAGGAUUCUUGUUGAAUUAACCAACCGCCUGAUGUUUUUAUUAGUGCCAUUAUUUAAAUCAGAAUUUUAUUAAUAGCAUAUGAUAAUUUAUUUAAAAUGUGUCGAUUUUUUAGGACUUGUUAUUAUAUAGUGAAUUUAUGCUUAGUUUUUGCAAAAACAUGUAAAGAAAGUGUGAAAUUUGAAUCCACUGAACUUUUUUGAACAAAUAGAUUUCAUAUCUUUGGCCAGAAAUAUUUUAAAGGCCAUUACUUCUGUAUUUAUUCUCAUACAUGUAACGUUAUAUGGUGUACAUUUUUGCAUAUGGUUGUUAUGCUGAUGUUAUUUUGUGAUAUGUAUAUUGUAGCCUCUUAAGUCGAAAUAAAUUGAAAAUGUUGGUA
Messenger RNA from Mya arenaria, 4977 nucleotides. RefSeq names its product arf-GAP domain and FG repeat-containing protein 1-like. The record is from RefSeq and is a predicted model, not a curated record. Gene Ontology annotation, molecular function: GTPase activator activity. NCBI's taxonomy places the organism in Eukaryota, Metazoa, Mollusca, Bivalvia, Myida, Myidae. The coding region runs from base 10 to 1956 and encodes 648 amino acids. The transcript is spliced from 11 exons.